GCAUCGCUGCGGGCCGCCGGGGGUCAUUGUCAGGCGGCGAUAACUUUUAUCUGAAAGCCACGAACAUUCGGGACUCGCUGGUCCGUUUUUCGUCGCACGCGAGCGCGCGCCUGUGGGCGGUUCGCGUGCGCACUCGGCUGUUUCCUCCUUGGCGCUCUCCUUGUUCGUCAGCCCUCGCCCUCGAGUGUGUCGCCUCGGCUUACACGCGUUUGCUUUUAAUAGGCCCAGCGCAGCCAGCCAGCCUCGAUAAAGCCGCCUUUCGAGACACCCACGGAGCCAGUGCGCGAAACCCGUCCCAGACGCGAGCGAACUUGCCAGACGGGCGCCAUGAACGCUGCGGCGUUGAGCGCGCUGCUCUUGCUGCUCUGCUCUGUCCAGCGCGCGGCGACGGACUGCGUCUUCAGGGGCCACUGCACCAACGACGAGGACACGGACAAGGCCAUUCCCUGCGCAGUGCGGCAGAAGCCCGCACCCAUGGUCGACGACUCGUCGUGGCGGCUCUUCUCCGACGUUUGCCCGCAGCUGGCCGCUCAAGUGAAGGCUGACCGCGCAGUGUGCUGCGACGUCUCCCAGGUGCGAGACCUUGCCCGCGAACUCGAGCAGCCUGCGAGCCUCGGCAUGACGAAAUGCCCCGCCUGCAUGCUCAACUUCAAGGACCUGCUGUGCCGCAUGACGUGCUCCCCGAAGCAGUCGCAGUUCCUCGCGGUCAACGCCACAGCCAAGGCUGGCUCCCGUCCGCACGUCGCUGAAUUGGUGUACGCCCUGCGGCCCGAUUACGCCCAGGGCGUCUACGACUCGUGCAGAGACGUUCGUAGUGUGGUGUUCGGCAUCAAGCUCAUGACGCUCAUGUGCGGAGGCCGCGUUCUCGGCUGCUCGCCUCAGAAGUGGCUCGAUUUUCUCGGCUCCACACCGGCCGAGGGCGGCUUCUCACCCUUCAAGAUCCACCAUGUCAUCACCGAGCAACCGGUCGCUCCCCUUGGGCGGCCCUUGACCCCCCUUGCGGUGCCCUUCCUGAUGCCCUGCUAGGGAUUCUUUUGUGCGUGACUCGCUUUUUAGUACACUGUAAAACUAAGGAGAAUAAACGCUGUUUUAGAGCA
Molecule: messenger RNA, 1097 nt
Organism: Dermacentor albipictus
Lineage: Eukaryota; Metazoa; Arthropoda; Arachnida; Ixodida; Ixodidae
Product: NPC intracellular cholesterol transporter 1-like
Biological process (GO): cholesterol homeostasis; intestinal cholesterol absorption
Cellular component (GO): plasma membrane
Molecular function (GO): cholesterol binding
Source: RefSeq, a predicted model, not a curated record